AAGGAUCCUUGCAUCAGUGCAGAUUUUCCAUUUCUACUAUUCUCUUCCAAAAAACCUCCCCUCUUUCUUACCUCAUCCUCCUUCAUUUUUUCGUUCUUAAUCAGUGAAAAAUAAAGCUUUCAACUUUGUCUUUCCCAAACCUUUAAUAAUCUUUUUACCCCCUUUUUUUCUUUUUGUGUGUUUCCUCUGGAUCGUAUCAGUAAGGUGAAAGAAACUGUGAAAAUAAUGGAUUAAACCCAGAUGAGAGUACGUCUCUGAUCUGAUAAAAGCAGUGGUUUCUGACGAACAGACAUACCUAAUGGGCUCAGAGCAACAUAGGUUUCCUCAGCACGAACAGAGGAAAAGGUGGGAAGGCUGUUUUGAAGUGUUGUCUUGUUUCAAGUCACAAAAAGGAGGAAAAAGAAUAGUACCCGCCUCUCGCAUUCCCGAAGGCGGCAAUGCCUCAUCCUCACAACCCAAUGGAACUCACCAAGCUGACCAAGCUACAGGAGGAGUCAACUUAUCACUUCUAGCUCCACCUUCCUCCCCCGCUUCCUUCACCAACUCUGCUCUUCCUUCAACAGCUCAGUCACCAAACAACUGCUACUUAUCCCUCGCUGCAAACUCACCAGGAGGUCCUUCUUCGAGCAUGUACGCCACAGGACCUUACGCUCACGAAACCCAAUUAGUCUCACCGCCUCCUGUCUUCUCCACGUUCACCACUGAGCCUUCCACCGCUCCUUUCACCCCUCCUCCGGAGCUUGCUCAUCUCACUACACCUUCUUCGCCUGAUGUCCCUUACGCUCGCUUCUUGACUUCCAAGAACUCUGGCAAAGGUCAUUACAAUGAUCUUCACUCUACCUACUCUCUUUACCCUGGUAGUCCAGCCAGCUCUCUCAGAUCACCGAUCUCUCGAGCUUCCGGAGACGGGCUACUGUCCCCUCAGACCGGUGUCUCCACGCCUUUGCAGGAGUCUAACUUCUUCUGUCCUGAAACGUUUGCAAAGUUUUACUUGGAUCAUGAUCCUCAGAACGGUGGGAGGUUAAGCGUGUCCAAGGAUUCAGAUACUAGUCAGAAUAGGCAGACGAGAAGUCCCAAGCGAGAUAUGGAGGAGCUGGAAGCUUAUAGAGCUUCCUUUGGGUUUAGUGCCGAUGAAGUUAUUACAACUAGUCAGUACGUUGAGAUCACUGAUGUGAUGGAUCAUUCUUUGCUCUCUCCAAGAGAUGGACAGAAGCUACUUAGAAGAGAAGCGAACUUGCUUAGUCAGACAAGUCCCAAAUCAGAAGCUGGUGUUGAUCCACCAAAGUCAUCUUCAAAUGGUUACAAAGAUCACAAACCAAGAAAUGGUAUUCAUGCGGAUGAAGAGGCUUUGUUAUCGAGAGUGGGGUCUGUGAAAGGAAGCAGAAGCUAUCCCACUGGUUUCUCAAGCUCUGAUGCAGAGAUUGAAUACAGGAGAGGAAGAAGCUUAAGAGAAGGCAGAGAGAACAGACGCAGGAGAUAGCCUGACCAAGAACAACAACAGGCAACAAAGCCAGCUUUGUCUGUUCUAGUGAUGUUAACUCUUGAGAUAGAAUCUAGUUUUUAAGUAUAUAGAUAUAUAUAAAUACAGAUGGUUUGUAGUUGAAUGAUGUGAUAUAUUAGCAAGCAAGUGUGAGAAAAGUGAAUGGUUGUUUUAGUUUGUCAUGGGUUUUUUGUAAGGCCCCCAUGUUUCUUCUAAUUGCAGCAAUCUAUUUAAGGUUUUUCUA
Molecule: messenger RNA, 1724 nt
Organism: Brassica oleracea var. oleracea
Lineage: Eukaryota; Viridiplantae; Streptophyta; Magnoliopsida; Brassicales; Brassicaceae
Exons: 3
Coding region: 299-1480 (393 amino acids)
Source: RefSeq, a predicted model, not a curated record